ACUAAAACUAAGAGUAAGAGUAAGUUUGUUUUAGCUGAGUGUGCUGAACUCAAUCAACUUAUUCGUACUUGGAUCCCAAAUGGAUAAAUAUCUGCAGUAAUAGUAGCAACGUCGAGCAGAAUAUAUACAACACUAGGGUUUCGCUGAGGUUUUCGGCUGACCCCACGCCACCAUGAAUUAUGUCUACAAUAUGGGGAAGCUGCUGAUCAACUUCAAGGAUUUCUACAAUGAGAUCAACGCGGCGACGCUUACCGGUGCCAUCGACAUUGUCGUCGUCAAACAAGAGGACGGCACGCUCUGUGGCUCGCCGUUUCACGUUCGCUUCGGAAAGAUGGGAGUGCUACGCAGCCGGGAAAAAGUUGUCGAAAUUGCGAUUAACGAAGAACAAGUGAACAUCCAGAUGAAGCUGGGAGAGAGUGGAGAGGCAUUCUUUGUCGAGGAGAUCCCUGCCCAUCUUCAGAUUCCUCCUCAUCUGGCGACUUCCCCCAUACCAAGCAGCUCGGUUCUCAGCACGGGGGAACUGCACGCGCGCCUGAUGGAAAUCGAGAAGAACAGCUGUGAUACGCCAGAAGAGGGCGCCACGUGUCGCGUCAUCGUCGCCGGCGAGGCGCGGGUCAGCGACGGCAGCGUCUCCUCACCAGAUGGCGCCGGUGCUCAGCUACCCAAGCAGCCGCAACACUUCGACGUUUUCGAUUCACCGGACAAGGGCAGCAGUGCGAUCUCCCUGCCUAACGAGACAGUCCCCGGCUCUCUCGAAGGUCUCGCAGAGGCAGUCGAGACCACAUCUGAGGCCACACCUGAGACCACACUUGAGGCCACAUCUGAGACCACACCUGAGGCCACACCUGAGACCGCCGCUGAGACUGGAGCUGAGAUGGUGGCCGAGACCGAAACUGAAACAGAAACCGAGGAAGGCACCGAGACGGGAGUGGAAAUUGUCGCCGACGCGGCGGAGACGCCAGCCGAGACCGUUGUCGUGAGCGGAGUCGAGACGCAAACCGAGUCGCUAGCCGAGACCUCGCUCAUCGCGAGCACGCACGAGACGUCACCUGAGACGAGUGCGGAUAGUGAAGUCGAGGCGCGAGACGACGACGGCGACGGCGACGCCGCCGCGGACGAAGACUGCGACCGAGAGGUCUCAGAGGCGUGCGACGUCAUGCCCAACCGCAGCGCGACGACGCAGACUGAAGGACCGGCGGCCGACUAUGCGCUGUUUGCCUCGUCGGACACCAGGGGGCGCCGGCGGCGCAGGAAGCGGACGGUCGCGCGCGCGAGGGUGAAGUCGAGUUUACGGCCCGAGGCCCCGGAUCUUGCCGGGGAUUUCGGAGAGGACAUAUUCCAGUUUGACGGCGACGAUGAGGGCGCUUGUGAGCAUCCUCCACCGGACAGUGGCGAGGUGGAGGUGGAAGCGGAGAGGAGGGAGCCGACCGGCGGUCUCCCGGGUGCAGGCUGGAGGCGGGAUUCCUACCUGGACUUUCACCCGUUCAGCGACGGAGACAUAACGCCGACGGUCAGUCCGGCCAACUCUCGGCCUCCGAGUCCGAAGAGCGACACGGAGUACGAGCGGGAAGCGAUCGCGCGCCGCCAUGACGCCACGUGUCAGACGCCGGACGAGAUGACGUGGUUGUGGGGCGAGCUGCCUGCGCGGAGCAAGAGCGAAGCGACGACACCGGUGAACGCUGACAAGACGGCGUCGGCAGAUCUGGAGGAACAGCAGCGAUGGCUCGGCAGCAUGUUCCAGUUCAUGAGGAAGACUAAGAAGAUCCGUCGGCAGGCGAGCGAUGGGAUCUACCUUGACGAGCUCAGCCUAACGAACCUGGAUCCUGACACGCGGGCACUCUACUUCCCUAAAAGAGAUGUCACGGGGAGGAUCACCCACCUUGCUGAACUGACGGACGAGCAGGACGCAACGUCACCGCGCCAUGUCACGUCCUCCGGUGACGAAGACGAUGAGUCGGGUAACGGGCCUUCCCUGCCCCGCUCCCCGGGAAGUUUCCAGGAUGGAGUGGACAGUGUGUGCUGCAGCUGCGGGCAGACGAAGGCCGGGUUCACGAGCAAGUGCUUUGACAGACCCACGGACUGUGACGACCUUGCGAUCUCGCUGUGCGGGGGUCUGGCUGAGAGUGACAUGGAGAUAACAGAGGAGAGGUUCAUGCAGUACCUCGUCACCUACCAGGAGUUCUGUGCUAACCCGACGCUGCUCUCGAACCCUGACACAGUGUUUAGGAUCCGGGGCAGGUAUGUCAACUCACACGUAGCAGUGCCCGGGCUGAUGUGUCAUCUAUUAUUCCAGAACUCAUUGCCACAGACUUGUAUCAAUGAGCUUAUCAGAGAAUAUAUCCCAAAAAAGAAGAAAGAGGCAUCUCGCAAAACAUCUUGGUUUCCAUGGCGACGAAGCAUUUCUAGUGUAAACGACGAGGAUGGGUCUAAAGAGAUCGGGAAAAAGGAGGAUGUUGUGAACAAAUAUGCUUCUACAGCUGCAACAACCGAGGAAAUUCCGACCACCACGUAUGAGGGUGUGGAUAUUCCAGGCACUGGACUCAUGGCGAAUGAGGAAGUUGACGGUCUCAGCAGUGACACGGAGCAAGCAUUGAGUGUGAAGGGUCUGCCCGUACCUGUUGAAUACUGCCUGACGGAGGACGUCGAACGCUUCAAGAAGUCUAUCCGUCUGUCGCCAGAGCAAUUGGCGAAACUAAAUCUACAGCCGGGACCUAACGAGAUCACGUUCUCUGUGACAACCAAGAUGCAAGGGACAACGCGGUGUUACUCCACUAUAUACCUGUGGAACUACGACGACAAACUAGUUAUUUCUGAUGUAGAUGGAACCAUCACAAAGUCUGAUGUCUUGGGACAUGUGCUUCCAUACAUCGGCAAGGACUGGGCGCAGUCUGGUGUGACUCAGCUCUUCAACGCCAUCACUGAAAACGGUUACAAGUUUGUCUACCUAUCCGCACGCGCGAUAGGUCAAUUCAAGGGCACCAAAGACUACCUGAAAAGCAUCAAACAGGGAGACGUAUCAUUGCCUGAUGGUCCGCUGUUACUGAACCCAAGCUCCCUGCUGUCUGCACUGCACAGAGAGGUGAUUGAGCGUAACCCAGAGAAAUUCAAGAUCCAGUGUCUGCGUGACAUCAAAGCCCUUUUUCCAACAAAUCCAUUCUAUGCUGGUUACGGAAACAGGAUCAAUGACACAUGGGCAUAUCGAACUGUGGGUGUGCCUACACCGCGCAUCUUCACGAUCAACCCAAAGGGAGAACUGAAGUAUGAGGUCACAAACACAUUCCAGUCGACAUACUCGGGACAGUCCGACUUGGUCGACCAUCUUUUUCCACAUCUACACGAAAAGGACGUAGUAGAGGGAACAAAGACAGGAACAUUCCCAGCUUCUGACCAGUUCAGCUUGUUCACCUUCUGGCGACCACCAAUAUUGGAUGUCGAACUGCCACCGCCGGACCCACCCACCGUCUAACACAACUAAUCUACCUUCCCACCUGAUUCACCUGCUAUUAGUAAUGAGUAUUAUUCAUGACACUUGAGCUGUUUGUCGUUAGUGAUGAGUGACCCACCUGUUAUUAGUAAUGGGUUAUACACCUAUUGCCCAAGGUACCUGCCAUUAAUGGAAAGAUACCUGGGUGGCAUCAGUAGUGGGUAAUACACCUAACACCCGAAAAACCUGUCGUUAAUGAAAAUACCUGUCGUUAAAAAUAAGGUAUCAACCUGUUUCACAGUUAGUGACCUACAUGUCAUUAGAGUUGGCUAUCUAUCUAGAAGUACCUGCCUAUCAUGAAUGGUGAACUCAACCUGUCAUUAAUAACAAUGUACGUUUCGGUUGCCAUUAGGAGCAAGAGUUUUGUCAAUGUAAGCAGUGCAUCCAUUAUUAUAUUAAUAAUAAGUUGGUAAUGCAUGCUGUCAAUGAUAUAGGUACCAGAGAUAUGCCUUUUCGCCUAGUUUCAGCUAGGAAAGUUGAGUAGUGAGGAGCAAUGAUGGAGAAUAAGUGGAAGGCGUUGGAAGUCGGCGGUAUUUAUGUGGAAAGUUUGCAUGCUGCGAGCUGUUCUGAUGUGAAAUCAAGUACAAGAUUGAAGGUUGUUUCAAGAGUAAGUUGAUAGAGACUGAUAGACUAGACAGCAUGUUACAGCAAACUUCAAGGUUACAUUGAAUCAGAAGUUACACUUGUAUGGGGAUUAUGGACAAUUUAGAAGAUGCGUUGAGUCCGAAAUUGACACGUCUGGUAAUUGCAGCUAACGUAUAAGUUACAGUCAGAAGCUACACUGACACAGAAGCACACUAGUCAAAUUCAUUAGUUAUGGUAGUUUACAAUGGAGAGUUAUUAUACGUGGAUUUCGAGUCAACUAGUCACGAAAUACUCUGGCACAGAAAAUUACACUGCUAUAGGUAACGUGUCAUUUAGAGAUUACUGUUGGGAGAUUACAUGGUGUUUAGAGGUUACACUGAGUGAGGACGCUAGUGGUAUUUACGAGUUGCAAUAAGGCGGUUUAUAGUUGGAUCGGUUCGUGUAAGCAAUGCCAUUUAUUUGUAAGGACAAGCGGAUAAAACGCAGCAAAAAAGGCAAUGUUUUUUUCGUACUUAAUUUACGACAACGCUAACGAGUAUAGGCUUUCUUUUGGUUAAUGAAAAUCUAUAGGAGAAGGCACGUUUGUGGAGGUGUAUGUACCAGUGCGUAUAAGCAAUGUGGUAAAACGCUUGUAUAAUGGGCUGCAAGUAUUUUGCCUCUCUGUGAUGAUCUACUUAAGCGAUACGUAGUGCUAACGUGAUAUAAUCUAUAGUUGCCAUGAACUUAUGUGUGUUAUCAUAAACCCACCUAUACAGGUAUAGCUGGGUUCAUGAUAAUGCUAUACAUUAUUCGCAUUAUUAUAAUAUGAGAUAGUAUGUAUACGUUCAAGUUGCAUAACGGUGAUGCUUUGAUGUUGUUAAAGCAGUUCUUAUUAAGAAGGGAUUUGCUGAAAACAACGAAUAUGUGUGCUCAGAAUAAUACUUGAAUGGUAAAAAUUAUUAUACCAGCAUGCUUUCAGUAUGAUCAGUUGAUAACGACUAAAUAAGAUUACAUAGUUAUCAGUCAACAGAAUUUAAUUCCAUUGAAGUUUUAUUGUUUAUUUAAUUAUAUCAAGAGUAGAUAAUAAUGUGUUAUUAUCUGCUCUUGAUUAUAUGUAUAAACGGUUUGAGAUAUAUAUAUGUAUGCAGUAAGAUGGAUUGUAAUAUUAUGUAGGAAGUGAGGAAUAUUUUAGAAUCAGGAUAGAAGCUGCAGUCAGUACCACCACCAUGGGUCUGAAUGUGAAAAUCAAAAUGUUGUUUAAGAAUUAAAAUCAUGAGUCUUACAUAUUUAAAUUGAAAUCGAAUUUCGGUUGUGCGUUUAGGUAGUAGUGACUUUACACCAUUCCUGUGUUGUCAUUGUUCACGUCUUUAUCAUUAAUUAUUUUCGCAGAAUUAUUUAUGAGAUAGCAACGUCAGAUAUAUUAGAGUGAGGUUAAUGAUCUUAUAUGUAAAUUAAGUGGAUAUAAUAGCAUUGUCAUUGAUGGUUUGUCUGUAUGUAGUCUUAUUUGUCACCUAGCAGAUGUUAAAAUGUAGUUCAGAUAAUAUCAUCAGUACCUGUACCUUGCUUGGUUCAUGCAUUGUUUUGUAAUGAAGAGAUUUUGUUGAUUAUUGUGAUAAAUUUGUGCCAUAUAUGAA
Priapulus caudatus is the source of this 5682-nucleotide messenger RNA. RefSeq names its product phosphatidate phosphatase LPIN3-like. Gene Ontology annotation, biological process: positive regulation of transcription by RNA polymerase II; triglyceride biosynthetic process; cellular response to insulin stimulus. NCBI's taxonomy places the organism in Eukaryota, Metazoa, Priapulida, Priapulimorpha, Priapulimorphida, Priapulidae. The record is from RefSeq and is a predicted model, not a curated record. Bases 173 to 3466 code for a protein of 1097 amino acids. Gene Ontology annotation, cellular component: nucleus. Gene Ontology annotation, molecular function: transcription coactivator activity; phosphatidate phosphatase activity. The transcript is spliced from 16 exons.